AUGGGCCAGCGAUUAGAUGACGAGCUCCAGAUGUACAAGCGAAUGGAGAAAGGCUCGCGAUCCCAUCCCGGCCGUAACGCUGUUCGAUCACUUAUUGACUCGUUUGAUAUCAAUGGCCCCGAAGAAAAGCACAGAUGUUUGGUACAUCCCCCAUUAUGGGAAAAUUUGUUGACUUUCCUCCACCGCAACCCUUAUGAAUCAGAUAUCAAGGCCGAUAAUAUCAUGUUUAGUACCGGCGAUGAUACGAUUUUCAGAGAAUUUGAACAAGAAGAACUCACUACUCCAUCUCCACGGAAAGAGCUAGAUGGAAGGACAAUAUACGUAUCCAGAGAGCUAGGAAUGCCCGAAGCACUGGGGCCACCAGUCCUCUGUGACUUCGGUUCGGCCAUCCCUGGUGACAUUGAACACUCCGAAGAUAUUCAACCCAAUAUCUACCGGGCACCAGAGGUGAUAUUAGAAGCUCCAUGGACCUAUAGUGUGGAUAUUUGGAACGCGGGAUGCAUGAUCUGGGACAUUUUUGAAGGCGAAUCGUUAUUUACUGGUCACGACCCAGAAUUCCAAACCUAUCGAAGCCGAGCCCACCUUGCUGAGAUGAUCAGGCUCCUUGGACCUCCGCCGCAUUCACUGCUUGCGCAAGGGAAUCUAAGGAGUAAAUUCUUUUCCGCCGAAGGUGAAUUCUGUGCUGGAAUACCUCUGCUUGAACGUGUUCAGCUCGAAGAAAGAGAAACUACUUUUGAGGGACAGGAAAAACUGGCCUUUUUACGUAUGGUACGAAAAAUUUUGCUGUGGCAGCCAGAGAACCGUAGUUCCGCGAGAGAGCUUGAACGUGAUGAGUGGAUUCAGAGUUACUUUCCAAAGAGCUAG
This is a messenger RNA of Trichophyton benhamiae CBS 112371, 864 nucleotides long. RefSeq lists its product as uncharacterized. The transcript is spliced from 4 exons. Bases 1 to 864 code for a protein of 287 amino acids. Gene Ontology annotation, biological process: protein phosphorylation. Gene Ontology annotation, molecular function: ATP binding; protein kinase activity. The record is from RefSeq and is a predicted model, not a curated record. NCBI's taxonomy places the organism in Eukaryota, Fungi, Ascomycota, Eurotiomycetes, Onygenales, Arthrodermataceae.